UGCAGGACGGAAGCUUGUGGGGGGAAGUGACUUUGGAGGAAUGAAAGAGACGCAGGAGAUGCUUGACUUUUGUGGAAGGCAUAACAUCAGAGCAGAUAUUGAGCUGAUUAGGCUGGACCAAAUCAACACUGCCAUGGAGAGGCUGGCCAAGUCUGAUGUGAAGUAUCGCUUCGUGAUCGACGUGGCUAACUCCCUAAAAGGGCGGCUAGAAUAAUGCUAAUUCCAGCUUCAUAAUUGGAGGCCUUGAUGUCAGAGUAUUUUAGGUCUGAGAUGUGAACUUAUGCAGAAGAGGACCGAAUAAUUAAUUUUCAGAAACUGUUAUUGUACCUUUUAUUGCUUUGGUCAUCGGAGGGAGCACAUAUGGAAUAUGGUUGUGUUCCGUUACAUUUUGUUGUCUA
This is a messenger RNA of Neltuma alba, 398 nucleotides long. RefSeq names its product probable mannitol dehydrogenase. NCBI's taxonomy places the organism in Eukaryota, Viridiplantae, Streptophyta, Magnoliopsida, Fabales, Fabaceae. Gene Ontology annotation, molecular function: oxidoreductase activity, acting on the CH-OH group of donors, NAD or NADP as acceptor. The record is from RefSeq and is a predicted model, not a curated record.